Molecule: messenger RNA, 621 nt
Organism: Penicillium salamii
Lineage: Eukaryota; Fungi; Ascomycota; Eurotiomycetes; Eurotiales; Aspergillaceae
Source: the annotation of a GenBank genome assembly
AUGAGCACUCUUCAAAACGUCGACUCCGUGGCCAACCCCAAGCAGGGCGAGUUCAAGCCCUCUGUUGCCCCCGAAGGCCCUAUCACCACCAAGGGACCAGGUGUCAAGGUCAACGAGGCAGACCAACGCCCAGAAUAUCACAUGGAGGCAUUCCCCAGAGGAACAGCCCCCGCAAGCAACUCCUACACCCCCAAUGUCUCCGAAGUCAGCCAAGCCAACAACCCAGACGCUGAUCGCCUGCACGGCAAAGAGCCCACUAUCACAUCCGCAGCAGACACCCUGGUGGGCUCCACCUCCGGAGACGUGGACCAAGGAUUCGGCAAGCCGCUGCAAGGCCAGACCAACACCGAAGUCCGCCAUGACGGCCAACACGGUCGCAAGAAGCAGUCUGCUGGCUUAGAAAGUGUUGGUGCCUCCGUGCAGGACCGUGGAAUUGAGCGUCAGUUCCCUGACCAGCGUGGUCUGGAACGGGACGAGGCGGUCUCGAGUGGUACCCGUGGUAACAAGGCUGCUCGUGCUGCUGCUGAGGAAGUUGAGCCUGAGUCUGCUGAGACACUGGAUAAGGAGUGGACUUAUGAUUCCCGCACUAAGCGUGACAAGGGUCAGCAGAACAAGCACUGA